AACUCCGACCCUGCGAACUUCACUCAGGCGCCCGAGGGUCAUAUCAACCAGAUCACGGCAGAAGCUUUCCUGCAAUAUCACUAACAAAAAUGGCGAAUGACCUUGACCUGCUUCAGGAAAAAUGGCGCCUGUGGUUUAAGAUGUUGGACAUCAAUAAUGACGGGACGUUGUCCCUUGAGGAUUGGACUCAGGGGGCGGAGACGAUGAUCAGAGAACAUAACCUGAACGAGAAAUAUGCUGAGGUCGCGAUGGCAAGCUAUCACAGACUAGGGGCGCUACUGCUGGGUGAAAGCAUGAAGGAUAACAAAGCCGUCACGGUCGACCAGUUUGUGGACAACUUGACCUCAUUCUACAAGGAGGACAGUGAGAAAGCCCAAAAGUACAUCUUCAAUGUCAUCAGGCAACUGUUCCUCGUGGCUGAUGUCAACCGGGACGCUCUCAUUUCCCAGGAAGAGUUUGUCAUCAUGAUGAAAAGCUUCGGAAUCAAAUCCGAAAAAUCUCGUCAGUUUUACGAGAAAUUGCCUCGCUUUCAGUUAAACAAAGUUCCGAUGCAGGACGCCAUCAACUGGUGGGUGGAUGUGUGGUUUGGUACUGAUGCCGCCAGGUGGCAGACCGUAAAGCAAAUGUUCGACUGAAACUUGAGCAGGAACUGUAACAUUGUAGUUAACCAGAUGCCAUGAAACUCCUAUCACUGAUAACUAUCUACUGUCGUUAGUGGAUAUCAUAAUUUUUUUAGCGGAUGAUAUAUUUGAGAAACCGUUGGUUACUUUACAGGUAAUCGUCAUAGGAAAAUAUACAACCGCGAAGGCGAGAAGAGAAAAUGUAAAAAAAAAAAUUUUACAGGUAGUACAUUCUGAAACCCAUCAUGUAUCUGACAAAUAUGCUCAUACUAAAUCCAGACCUCACGGAACAGCACUCUUUAUAGUACACAUGAUAAACGUGGUAUUGUAGUGGGUUUUCCCCGGGCUCUGCCCGGUUUCCUCCCACCAUAAUGCUGACCGCCGUUGUAUAAGUGAAAUAUUUUUGAAUACGGCGUAAAACACAUAAAUACAUAAAUAAAAUAAUUAAAUCAGUUGCGAAUACAUUGUGUUCUAUACCAUCUACUACUUCUUUAUGGGACAGGCGUUGUAUAAUGUCUCAAACUGCCAGAAAAUAUUGGAUUCGUGAUGGGGAAUUUUAAGGUAAUUGUGUAGAGUUGGGAAACCAUAACAAACACAUAUAUGUGCACUGACUAUUGGGUACGCAUAUUUGAAAGCCAUUUGACUUUGUGUAAGUGAAUUUACAUAUUAGUAUUUGGAAGUACUGCUGACUGUAUUUAUCCAUUUGGAUCCAAUGGGGACAUUUAUUUAUUCAUAUACUAUAAAUAAAUGCAUAUUGAUCGAUGUAUUUUGGGGGUUCAUAAAUACAUACAGUACAUACUAGUCAUUUAAUUCAUCGCUUUUCAGGUGGGUGGAGAUGAACCCAUGGUACAGUAGGUCUACACUUUUCGGGGAGGGUGGAGGGUUAUGCACCUAUGAUACAGGAGGCCUACAUACAUACUGGUCACUGUA
Molecule: messenger RNA, 1550 nt
Organism: Liolophura sinensis
Lineage: Eukaryota; Metazoa; Mollusca; Polyplacophora; Chitonida; Chitonidae
Product: sarcoplasmic calcium-binding protein-like
Exons: 2
Coding region: 90-635 (181 amino acids)
Molecular function (GO): calcium ion binding
Source: RefSeq, a predicted model, not a curated record